CAGAAUGGUAAAUCUGAAAAGCAAGCCAUAUCCCCGCAGACGUGAUAUCUGAACAAAACGAAAGUCGUCGCAAGUCGCAGUCGGAAACCGCGUUUUUCCCACUCUUACCGUUCUGUCAUUUUCUUUGGAAAUUGAGAGGAAAUCUUUCAUUUCGAUCCUCUCGCCUUGCCUUUUUCUUCUAUCACUCAUUUCUCUUGCACCAUACCUCACACCUUUCAACUCCGGCCUUUCCUGAUCAGUUUCAAGUUCCGGUUCAACCACAGAAGCCAAUGCAUAGAACGAGAUCAGAUACUACUGAAGUUCAUUGUUGAAUAGCCAGACAAUCAGUAGCAGAGAUAAACACCCAAAAAUGAAGAAGGAAUUCCCAUCCCUUUCUUCUGGAUAUGUUAUCUUCCUUGUUGUCAAGACUCUAUUACUUCUAGAGACAGCAGUGGGAGAUCCAAGAACCCAAACUGUCCAAGUAGCGUGUGGGCACCAACUUGAGCACAAUGCCACUAUCUUUGUUCCAAAUUUUGUAGCUACAAUGGAAAACAUCAGCGAACAAAUGCGAGUUUCAGGCUUUGGAGUAGCAGUGACAGGUUCAGGCCCUGAUAAUAACUUUGGCCUUGCCCAGUGCUAUGGAGAUCUUCCAUUACUCGACUGUGUAUUGUGCUAUGCUGAGGCACGCACGGUGCUGCCCCAGUGCUUUCCUUACAAUGGGGGUCGGAUUUACCUCGAUGGUUGCUUCAUGAGGUCCGAGAAUUAUAGCUUCUUUCAGGAGUAUAAAGGACCGGGCGACACAGCCGUGUGUGGGAAUUCAACAAGGAAGAACUCAACAUUUGAAGCAUCUGUGAGAGAAGCUGUGACGCAGGCAGUGGUGGCUGCACCGAACCAGAAAGGCUAUGCAAGAGCUCAGGUAACUGUUACUGGGGCAGUGAAUGAGUCAGCUUAUGUGCUGGCUGAUUGUUGGAGGAGUUUGAAUGCAAGCUCUUGUAGGCAGUGCUUGGAUAAUGCAUCUUCUUCAAUAUUUGAAUGCUUGCCUUGGUCGGAAGGGCGAGCAUUGUAUACCGGCUGCUUCAUGAGGUACUCGGACAAAGAUUUCCUCAACAAACAGCCCGGAAAUGGAAGUUCAAGAGGUACCACAAUAGUGAUAGUAGUUUCGGUAGUGAGUUCGGUGGUUGUUUUGGUAGUUGGAAUAGCUAUUGGAGUUUAUAUCUGGAAGCGCCGACACAUACAGAAGAAAAGAAGAGGUUCAAAUGAUGCAAGAAAGUUGGUGAAAACACUCAACGACAGUAGCUUGAACUUCAAGUAUUCCACAAUAGAGAAGGCUACAGGAGCCUUUAACGACGCCAACAAGCUUGGGCAAGGAGGAUUUGGUACUGUUUAUAAGGGAGUUUUGCCUGAUGGACGAGAGAUUGCUGUCAAGAGACUUUUCUUUAACAAUAGACAUAGAGCAGCGGAUUUCUACAAUGAAGUUAACAUGAUAAGCAGUGUGGAACACAAAAAUCUAGUCAGGUUAUUAGGAUGCAGUUGCUCAGGACCGGAAAGCCUACUUAUCUAUGAAUUCCUACAUAACACAAGUCUUGAUCGCUUCAUCUUUGACACAAACAGAGGUAAAGUACUAAACUGGGAGAAGAGAUACGAGAUUAUUGUUGGGACAGCAGAAGGUUUGGUCUACUUGCACGAGAACUCCAAGAUCAGAAUCAUUCAUAGAGAUAUAAAAGCCAGUAAUAUCUUAUUAGACUCGAGGCUUCGUGCUAAAAUUGCCGAUUUUGGGUUGGCUAGGUCUUUCCAAGAAGAUAAGAGCCACAUAAGCACGGCCAUUGCAGGAACACUAGGAUACAUGGCUCCAGAAUACCUAGCCCACGGCCAGUUAACAGAAAAGGUCGAUGUCUACAGCUUUGGAGUGCUUGUGUUAGAGAUUGUUACGGGAAGGCAAAACAACAGGAGCAAAACCUCAGAAUACUCGGAUAGUCUAGUCACAAUAACAUGGAAGCAUUUUCGAUCAGGGACAGUUGAGCAAUUAUAUGAUCCAAAUAUGAUGUUGCAUAACCACCAGGACAGAAAUGUGACGAAUGAGGUUUGCAGAGUGAUGCAUAUUGGACUUCUGUGCACCCAAGAGGCUCCGUCAUUACGACCAACAAUGUCGAAGGCACUACAGAUGUUAACAAAGAAGGAGGAGCACCUUCCUGCACCUACAAAUCCACCAUUUAUGGAUGAAGGGACCAUGGAAUUGAAUGACACGUGCGAGAACCCAUUUUACCCUUUCAAAGCAGGAAUUUCUGAUUCAAUUGCCACCGUUGCCGACAGUUCUUUCUAUCCCAGGUGACCAUAUUGCUACAAUCUCCGGCAGUUCUUUCUGUCCCUGGUGAAUCUAAGCGGGUUGAGAGUGGCUGUUUUCUCUGAAAAACCAGUGCUCAUAAGUUGUCUAUUGAAAGAAACCACAAAUCUAAGAUUGCAACCAGGCGUCAGCUUCUUGUUAUUGGCAUUUGGCAGUCGACUCAAGGAACUCGAGAAAUUCUAGAUAUGUUAAUGAGGGCUUCAACAAACAACUCUCCCAAGUUUGAGUUUGAGGAAGUAUAUAGAUAUGUGUAUACAGACGUCUCAGCCUGUCUAACACAGGAUAUAGCUCCCUACAUAGCAGUCUUUUUAAUUGUUUGAGAUAUACAUGAGCAAAAAAGGAAAUUCGGGCAACUAUUGUGCCAAUUGUUUAACAUAACAUACCAACCAAUAAGAGUACAUUAUAGUUCUAGAGGGCUUACUCUAGUGGUGAACAUAAA
Molecule: messenger RNA, 2759 nt
Organism: Corylus avellana
Lineage: Eukaryota; Viridiplantae; Streptophyta; Magnoliopsida; Fagales; Betulaceae
Gene: CRK2
Product: cysteine-rich RLK (RECEPTOR-like protein kinase) 2
Biological process (GO): protein phosphorylation
Molecular function (GO): protein kinase activity; ATP binding
Source: RefSeq, a predicted model, not a curated record